Molecule: messenger RNA, 345 nt
Organism: Colletotrichum abscissum
Lineage: Eukaryota; Fungi; Ascomycota; Sordariomycetes; Glomerellales; Glomerellaceae
Exons: 1
Coding region: 1-345 (114 amino acids)
Source: RefSeq, a predicted model, not a curated record
AUGGGCCUCCGCAAACCUCUGGUAAUGGCUGUUGCGGUUGGUUUGCAAACCAAAAUGUGGGGUCGGCAUGGUGUACGACAGUGCGAGGGGCAGCGUGUAAUCAAGAGCUACUCCAAAGCAUCCACAACCAGCUUUCACAGCAGUCACUCUCGUACUUCUGAUUGUGGUCGCAUGUACACAGCCAGAACGACUAUGGGCCCGGCUUGUGUGGGUCAAGUCCAAAAAGAUGAAGUGUGUUGCCAAGAGGAAGCAACAUGUAUGAUCAAAUAUAUACUAUACAUGUUUCUCCACAAAGGUUUGGAAAACUGGUGUCCGCCCUUCCAUGAAUCAGGUAUGUACGUGUGA